Messenger RNA from Neltuma alba, 446 nucleotides. Its product is annotated as mitochondrial import receptor subunit TOM6 homolog. The record is from RefSeq and is a predicted model, not a curated record. Gene Ontology annotation, cellular component: mitochondrial outer membrane translocase complex. Bases 70 to 234 code for a protein of 54 amino acids. Lineage: Eukaryota; Viridiplantae; Streptophyta; Magnoliopsida; Fabales; Fabaceae. The transcript is spliced from 2 exons.
CCCUACCUAGGGUUUAAGCAUUCUGAUUCUGCUUCUGCCAGAAACCGACACCUCUUCGUCGAAGAAACCAUGUUUCCAGGAAUGUUUUUGCGUAAGCCAGACAAGGCUGCAGCGCUGAAGCAACUGAAAUCUCAUGUCGCCAUGUUCGGUGCUUGGGUCGUUGUAAUUCGAGUCACCCCUUACGUCCUCCACUAUCUCGUCGGAGAGAAGGAUGAGCUCAAGCUUGAACUCUAGAUUCUGAUCCCCAGGUUCUCAGUUGGCCUUGCGAAGAAGGACGGACUUGGGUCGUGGAAGUAAUUUUUGGGAUUGAGCCAUCAUAUGUUAUGAGUUGAAUUAUGUAUAUUUUCAUUUAUUAAGGUGGCCAGCCGCGUAAUGGGGCUAUUUGACAAUUUAAUGUAGUGAAUCUGGUUAUUCUGUGAUAAGUCGUGAAGAAGAGUUUCUUCAUA